GAAGAAAAUUUAAAAAUUGUACUAACCUAGACGGUUUGUUAUACUUAUUAAAUGUUGUAUAUUAAAGAAAUUGCAUUUUACAUGGAAUAAUAGCAUGACAAAAGCGUAUUUCCAACCUUUGUUUAUUGACCUUGUUAUAACAACGUUUUCCCAUUUUGUUAAUGCCGAAUAAACAAUUAAUUCAAUGAAAAAAUCGAGGCGAUAAUCAGCAAGCUCUGGAUGAGGAGACAUGCGUUGUUUUCUCUAAAAGUUCGCACCGCAUUCAGAAGUGGAAAAUCAGAGUUAUCGCUGCGGAGCGUUCAGUUCUAACCGAAACUCGAUCACGUGUUUUGGAAAGUCGCGGUUUACCGGAGUUGAAUUCGUAAACUUUUCUUCUUGGUCUUUUGUUUUCGUGAGUUAAAAUCGGUUUGUAAUUAUGUGCGACAUUUUACUUGUGCUAGAGGUGAUGUGAGAUAAGUGAAUUGAGUUGUUUUCGGGAAGUUUUCUCGAAAAAGUUUUCUUGUGGAAUUUUUUUUUGGAAAUGGUGAAUCGUAAUAUGUGAUGAGGUGGAAACAGAAGAUGAGGCCGGCCGCUUCCAUUAUUUUGAUCAUUUUGUUUUUUCAAAGGAUACACAGUAGCAAUAGCUUAAAAGGGAUGCGGCUGAACGUUCCCCGUGCUGUACGAGUGGGUCAUUCAGUAACUCUUGGUUGUGAAUACGACUUGGAAGGCUCUCCACUUUAUUCAGUGAAGUGGUAUAGAAACAAUGGAGAGUUUUAUAGAUACGUACCAAAAGAAGAACCACCAACCAGGGUAUUUCCUUUACCAGGACUACAUGUGGACGUGAGUGUGUCUAACGCACAUAACGUGACUCUGAUGUCGGUAGGACGAAACAUCUCGGGUCUAUUUCAGUGCGAAGUGUCCGCUGACGCGCCGCUUUUCCACACCCAAAUGAUGUCCGCUAUGAUGACAGUCGCUGUUGUUCCUGUGGGUGUGCCAACAGUUAGUGUAGAUAAAGCAGGUUUAGAACAUGGAAGACCCUUAAUAGCAGAUUGUCAUGCCCCUCCAUCAUACCCUGCCACAAACAUCACUCUCUACGUCAAUGACGAAAGGGUACCUGCAUAUACUUCCGAGUGGAUAACUUCAGUAGAAGAUCAAUUAGAAAAGAAAACAGGGAGAUUAGAAUUAUCUGGUGUUGGUGGAAGCUGGGGUACACUGAGGCUUCGUUGCGAAGCUACUCUUUUUAGGUUAUAUCGUGCCAACAGUCUGGAAGUGGAAGUCCGACCAGAUACACCACAACCAGCUUCAGUACUCCUCAUGGGACCAAAUAAUAGAGGUGAGAAACGUGCGACGCCAUCAACUUUGCUUUUCAGCUUUCUUCUGUAUUUAAUAUCAGUAAGAAGCGGGACAUGCUAGUCCCAUCGAAUUAGGCUUUUAUUCUAUCGGAAUUUUGUAUUCAAUUUAACUGGAAAAUCACAGUUUUUGUAGUAUAAAUGUUCAUUGUAUAAUUCCUAGAUUAAAUUUCCUCAGAAACAGACCAAAUAAUAGAUUUUACAAUUUUCGUAUCUCUAUUUGCUCUAUUUUCACACCUCAGUAAAUAGUUUAUCAAUUAAACAAAAAAAAUUAGUAAUAAGUUAUCACGUUAUAUACAAUAUGCAAAAAAUAAGUUUUAAUUAUAAGCGAUUCUUUUGCUUGUUGGCAUCAGUGAGUUAACGCACACAAUGUUUUCGCCCUCGUCCGUUAGAAAGCGCUAGUAGUAAAGAAAUAUGUACUUACUAUGCAGCACAAGCUGCGUAAUAAUCACAUUUGUGAAAAAGGAAGUACAAGACGACCAAAACCUAGUGAAUAGAACGUUGAAGAGUUCGUGAGUAGUUGAAGAUUAACCCAAAGAAAUCCGUUCGGUGAGCUGGAGUGUUUCGGGGGACGUUUAUAACAACUUCCCUAUCGUUUGCAGUUGUUCCAAUAGCCUAAGAACAUGGUUACACUACUGGACCUUUUUUCUAAUCCCGGGAAUACAGGAUUGCAUACAGGGGAUAAGCCCGGGACUAGGAACAUGAACUAAAAAUAUCAUCAAAGCACCCCAUGCUUAGUAACAAUAAUUUUCUCAUCAGUAAUUUUACUUUAUAGUUUGAUUAAACUGGUAAAUACUGAUUAUUUUUAUGUGUUUUGAUGUACCCUAAUAACAAAUAAAUAUUAUUUUGAUUCAGUCAAAUCCAUUCUACCUGUGACACCUAUAUACUCUUUUCUGACCUCAUUUACGUGUUCGAAUAACUCAAUUUAGGCGAUUGCAUCUAACUAAGUUACGUUUGUUACAUUGUAAAUAUUCCACGAAAGUGUUCUAAUAACCCGACAGUUUUUGUUGUGUGUGCGGAGAAUUAACUUUUACAUCUCAGCGUCGAAAAUUUACACCAUUAAUUGAAAGGUGCUAUUUAGACUCUUUUCAUUUUCCUGUGCGCCACCAAGAUAAAUCCUGAGUUCCACAUACAGGGUGUCCCACGACGAGUAGAAACUCUCUGUAUAUAGCCAAAACACUCACAGUAAAAUCAUGAAAACUUCUACGUUUGGGUUUUCAGAUACGAUCUUUUUAACUAAAAUAUUUUCAAAGACGGUCGACUGUAACUUUGUUAUUUUGAAUAGAAUACCCUGUAUAUUAAUAUAUUUUUGAAAUCUACGUGAAAUUUUAGUAUACUUUUGUCUAAAAACUUUUUUCGAAAAAUGCAUACUUUUUAAGUUAUUAAUUUUUUUGUAAAAAAUUUGACCGUUGCAGACCCUUAUAAAUUAUUUUUUUACGAGGAUACCCUGAAAGAUAAAGAAAUGGUUUCUACUCGGUUCCUUUUAGCAAAGUCAGACGUAUUUGGGUAUAUGUUGAUAAAUUUUUCAUUUCAUACAGGGUGUAUACAAAAAGUGUUCAAACUUUAACUUAAUAAAUAUCAAUUUUCUUCAUUUUUUCAAAUAGAGCCAGACGGUUUUUUCUUUUUUAAUACAUUCAGGGGUUGAAAAUAAGGCAAAUUCUUGUUUACUUUUCUAUACCUAAACCUUACCGUUAUCCAGAUAUUAAAUGUUAUCUGUAAAUUUUCAGAGAUGCAGGUGUGGUCUAUUUAUUUGGUGCUAUUUACAUAAUCUUUGUUAUUAAUUGAGAAUGAGUCAUUUUAACGAUUUUCCAAAGUAUCAACAAUUGACUAAUGACAGUGUCAUUUAUUACUAAGCCUACUAAAAGUAUACAUAAAAAAUUAAAACUUGUUAAAAAAUACAAUAAUAAUUCAAAACCUCAAAUAUCUCGGAAACGAUAAACAGUUGGAAUAGGAUUAGAAAAUACAAUGAUUCUUUUACAGACAUUGACAAGAUAAAGAAAAAUACUUUUUUUAUUUCUUAGUGCCCCUAUCAACGGAUCAAAAUAAAAUUUAGCCCACACCAGCAUCUCUAAAAAUUUACAGAAAACAUUUAAUAUUUGGAUAAAGGUGAGGUUUAGAUAUAGAAAAUUAUACAUGAAUUUGAUUUAUUUUUCACCCCUGAAUGCAUUAAAAUAGAUAAAACCGGGUGGUUCCAUUAAAAAAAAUGGAGAAAUUUGGUAUUUAUGAAGUUAAAUUUUGAACACUUUUAUACACACCCUGUAUAAAAUGAAAAAUUUUUCAUCAUAGAAUCAAAUACGUCUGAUUUUCCUAAAAGAAACCGAACAGAACCAAUUUUCAUAUAUUCAAGGUUAUCUUCGUAAAAAAAGAAUUUAUAAGGGUCUGCAAUGGUCAAAUUUUUUACAAAAAAA
Molecule: messenger RNA, 3736 nt
Organism: Diorhabda carinulata
Lineage: Eukaryota; Metazoa; Arthropoda; Insecta; Coleoptera; Chrysomelidae
Exons: 6
Coding region: 541-1392 (283 amino acids)
Source: RefSeq, a predicted model, not a curated record